CAACUCAAGAAUAGUCUGUAAGUUCUCUAAAUCUCACGUAUUGUUUGAGAACUUCAACAAAUAGAGCCGCGAUAAUGGCGUCCGUGCAAGAAGCAUCAGCAACCUCAAUAGCUUUGACAAAUCAGAAUGACAAUUUAUGGAAAGAAGCAUAUGAAAAGUUUAAGCACGAAGAUUCAGAUCUAUACGAAAGAUUGCAGUCGAUCAUAGAAAAGGAUUCCAAUGUCAAAAACAAUGUGGGACAAGAACAAGAGCUUGGCGACUUACUUUUUAGAAAGCGUCGUAUAAUGGAGGACAAGCAAUGGGUAUUAUAUUGGCGCAAGAAAGCAAUCAAAAUUGGACCACAGUUUGAUAAGAUUGUCAAAGUUUUCAAGUUGAUCAAGCCAAUUGGAGACGCAGCCGCUGGACUUGACCCCGUUCAUGCGGGAAUUCCAUGGGCCUGUGUGUCGGUUUUAUUACCGCUCAUUUUGAAUCAUUCCGAAGAACAGGAGGCGGCAUUAAAUGGGCUACAAAAAGUUGUAGAGAUCGUCCAACGAUUUACGUCCUUCAACUGGGACUAUCUCAAUCUCUCACAAGACAAAUCGGAGAAGCAAUUGAAGGAAUCAAUCUUGACUCUGUACUGGAAGAUACUUCGGUAUGAGGCGACCGCAAUCUAUAAUUUCAACAGACACACAAUUGCAAGAUACGCUGCAUCGAUUGUCAGGAAAGAUGAGUGGAAAAAGUUGCUCAGCGAGGUCGAAGAUUACAGGGACAGUUUUAUGAGCAAUCUACAACUAAAUGACUCACAAAACCAAAAGCGAUUCGAAAACGAACUAAGAGAGCUGAUUUUGCAGCUAGACAGAACCGAUGAAAAAAAUCUUGAAGUCAUUCAAUGGGUAUCUGAUAAAUCAUACAUUCCACAGCAUUACACUGCUCGACAAUUACUUUCGCAGUACCCACAUGCUGGAGAAUGGAUUAUCGAGAAAUAUACCAAAUGGCUGCAUCGAAAUGAAGCGCCUGCUUUUUGGCUACGAGGGACUAUUGGAACUGGAAAGACGUCAAUCAUGUCUACCAUCAUUGAAUCGUUCUAUUCUGAUGUAGCCAGGCAAGAUGAUCAGCGCAUGAUUUAUUUCUAUUGCAUCUCACCAACAACAUCAGAUGAUGUUAUUCGAAGUCUGGUGUCCCAGCUGGCGUGGACUUUAGAUGGCAACGCAAUAGAAGCUAGAAUCGUUGCCAUGUUUGAUGAUGCAAAACCACCUAACCCUACUAUACCGACAACCGACGAAUGGUCGGCCGCGCUUCUAAAAUUGUGUCAACGAGUCAGUAAAGUCAUCAUCGUCAUAGAUGCCCUUGACGAAUGCGUUGAUUUCGGCAAGCUUCUAGCAAUAUUGAGAAAGCUUCAGGUCAAGCAGCUUGAUGGUAUCAAGUUUGUAUUUUCAAGUCGAUUGAAUGUAGAUGUGGACAAGGUUUUCACUGCAUCAGAGGGUGUUAUUUUGACCACCGAAGAUACAUUGAAGGAUAUGUCUGAGUACAUUGAGAACGAAGUAAAAUUUAAAGAGGAAGAUAUUGAUUCUAAUGACGAGGAAACCAAGCGACAACUCAUGGAUCGGAUAGUGCGAGUUCUAUCAAAUUUUGCAGGUGGAAUGUUUAAAUGGGUCACCUUGCAACUUGCAAUAAUGUUUCCGAUCGAAACUCAAACAUUUUUGCCCGAAAAUAUUGAGAUCCAGCUGUUGGAUAUCGAAAAUCGGAACAGUUCCUUGGAGCAAUCCUUGAAUGGUGCAUAUGAAACGGUGUAUUUGAUGAACACCAAGCCAGGAGCUUAUAAUACUAGUGUCUUCAAGUCAGUUUGUCAAUGGCUAUUGUGCUGCAAAACUGCACUGCCCGCAGAAGAUGUCCUCAAAGUUAUUGAACUGUCGCUUGAUCAUGAUUCUAAACUUCAGAGAAUAACGCGAAGUCCUUUGAGCACAAAAGUUGUCUUGCAUUGCUGUAGUAACUUUGUUAUUCAAAGUUCGGAAGGCAAUUUUCGUUUCGCUCACUUAUCGGUCGAGGAGUAUCUUAUCAAUCAUUGCGCUGUGAAAUCCGAGUUCCUAUAUGAAGAAUGUCAUCUUUUCGUGAUGAAGAUCUGCCUAGCUUUCAUGGAGCAAGAAAGGAUUAAUUCAGUUACAAAACUAUGGCUCAAGCAAAGUUCAGAGGCUACCCUGAGAGACCAGAUAGGGAGCCUGGGGCCGGAGAUUCUUACCUUUCAAACAUAUUCCAUCUCUUAUUGGGCAUAUCACGCCAAAAAAUCCAUACCGGAAAGAAGAUCCAGAGAAGCUCUCUACAAACGUUUUUGUCUUGGUGCCAAGCUGAGCCCCUCAUUACAGUGGUGGUUCUCUCAAAUCGACGCCGAUAACUACUCAGGAAGCAUGACGAACCAGAUCGCAGAGAUCGCAAACGAAGUGAUGGCCAAUCUUCCAAGACCAGAUCAACGUCCAUCCAAGAGUCGUCUUAUAAUGCUAGGAGUAGCCUUCAAUCUUCCUGAGAUUUUGGAGAACGGGCUCAACAAUUAUAAGAAAGAAGUCGAUGCGCGAUUACGUACUGGUCUUACCCCAUUUCUUGUGGCGAUUAGGAAUGGCAGCCCUGAUUCAGUGAAGUAUCUCCUAGACCACGGAGCUAAUCCUACUCAAAUAUCCGUCGCUCAUAGACAAUGGACAAAGUAUGACAUUAUGGGCAUGCCAGAGGCUGAUGAAGAUAUGGUGUAUUGGGUGACUGGCAUGGGUGGCAGCCCACAACAACUUGAAGGCCGUUUGGAGGUAGAAAAUGUCCUUCUAAAUCACGAGAAGAGUCGAAAUCAUUUUCUUAAUCAACUCGACAGACAUUUGAGAACGGAUACUCAUCCUGAUCCAUCGCGAGCUUUGAAUGUUCUUUAUAGAGUUUCCAACGAGGUACCAGUAUCUGCAAAGAUUUUCAAGUACAGAAUCAAAACCAGAGGUCUGGGUGAGCUGGGUCAAGUUCUUGACCUUAUGGACGUAGAGACUUUUGACGAAGAAAUGGUAGCGGAAGUUAUUCGUCAUGAUUCUUGUGAAACCGUCAAGAACGUGUUUGAAUUUAAAGAGAUCAGCUCGAUCACCGAGCAAAUUGUCAGGAAGGCCAUUGAGAACCUUGACUCUAGGACUCUCGCAUAUCUUAUGAAGCAAUUCGGUCAUGAUGCCCUAACACGAGAGAUAGUGAUUGGUGCAAAGCCUCAUUCUCACGAGGUUUGGAAAGUAAUACUUGAUGUUAAGGGGAUUCAGUUCAUCAACCAGGAGGUUCUUGGCUCGCUGUUCGACACUUGGGCAGAGCCCGAAGCUGUCACCCUUGUUUUGGAUUCUUGUGGCACUGAUAUGGUCGGAAGUUCCCAUAUUGAAACUAUAGCCGGUUCAUCAUAUUCCGAUGCUCCUGAGAUAUUGAAUAUUAUUCUUCGCAUAAGAGGAUCUUUGGAUGGUUUGAUCACAGAGAAAGCAGUUUUUGAAGCUCUUCAGGGAGGACGUCCCAAAAUGGCAGCAGUUUUGCUAGAGAAUUCAGAGGACCCUCCAUCGUUGUUGACUGAACGGGUCAAAGAAAUGGUUGCUAAGUAUGGUGGAAAUGCUGGGAUGCUGGUUCUUGAAAAGUUUGCCAACACUCGUGAUUAAUGAUUCCGGCUGGAUGUUUUGCAAAUUCUACAAUUUGAAGCUGUGAAGAGAAAUAAAACGGACUAAUUUGUUGGGAAAUUUAUUUAUGGAAGGGUUUUAGGUGAAUUGAAGUUUCACACGACAACAGUCAAUGUUCUAGCCCUCAAGCAGGAGGUCCAAAGAGUCUAGACUAUAGUCCAACGGUCCAAAAUUUUGGAACUCUUAAACCCUUUGAAAUGCUGAGAUUGUUCUAGACAUUGAGUUAGCUUUGGUUAUUGAAUUCUCUUGAAACAAUGAAAUUACAGGAUUGACAAUGAUAUUCUUAAAAUCUCAAAGUUAACCUCUUAGAUUGAACUACCCUCCAGACUACUGGAAGCUCUUUUCACAAAUUCCUGUGUAUUAAUGAC
This is a messenger RNA of Botrytis deweyae, 4012 nucleotides long. RefSeq lists its product as uncharacterized. Gene Ontology annotation, molecular function: protein binding. NCBI's taxonomy places the organism in Eukaryota, Fungi, Ascomycota, Leotiomycetes, Helotiales, Sclerotiniaceae. The record is from RefSeq and is a predicted model, not a curated record. Bases 75 to 3626 code for a protein of 1183 amino acids. The transcript is spliced from 4 exons.